Molecule: messenger RNA, 7787 nt
Organism: Leptopilina boulardi
Lineage: Eukaryota; Metazoa; Arthropoda; Insecta; Hymenoptera; Figitidae
Gene: BicC
Product: protein bicaudal C
Exons: 16
Coding region: 696-3278 (860 amino acids)
Cellular component (GO): cytoplasm
Molecular function (GO): RNA binding; protein binding
Source: RefSeq, a predicted model, not a curated record
AGUCAGCUUGAAAACGGCGAGCAGUGAAACGCUAAUUUAGUUUACCCGGCGCCGAGUAGCGCGCGUGCCACCGUAUCACGCGUCCGUGAGGACGAAAUCCGAUUAAUUUGUAUCGUGAAUUCGUCCCGUAAGUCGGUGGUGAACGGCGCCGUUUAGUCUCUCACAACGUGGGAUCCUCCCGGCUCUUGAUUCCGCAGGACGGAUCAGCUUGUAUAUUUUUUUUUGGUAUCAACAAAAUUUUUAUUAAUUAUUUACUUGUCAAUGAAAAGUGCGCAAAGUUCCUGUAGAAAGUGACCAGUGCACUGAUAUGCAAAGUUUCCGACUUGUUGCAUGAACUCUGCGGCCAUCGACACCAUCAUUCUACAUUGAGGAGCAAACACGUGUUCAAAUGGAUUCAAGUAGUAUGUAGAAAAACUAAAAACACUAGUGGUGUGAGCAGAAAUCAGUUUUAAUCGUUCCUCUUCGGCAGCGGGACGUGUUUUAAUUGGUUGAGGAAAUUCCCGAUUACGAAGAAAACUCCCGCAAAUUCUAAGAAAUUGGUCUCGCCAGUUCUUCCCUUGAUUUGGACGUUGUCGGAAUAAGAAAUUUAUCCGCGGUGUUGUUCCUUGCUGUACAUACAAACAUUCGAAGAAAACAGUGUGUUUUUCUUCCAAACUUUCAAGGAAAUUUCGGUGUAAAACGCCUGGCUGAAUAAGAUGAGGCCAGACGAUUUGCUUUCAACCGAACGAAGAAUGGCGGAGACAAUGUCCGAAACGUCGGAGGGAACGGCAACAACAAGUGCUUCCGGAAAAUCGAAUUUCGAGACGGAGAUGCAAAAUUUUGCAACACUUUUGGGUAUUGCAAAUCCCGAGGAUGUUCAUCAAGAUCGAUUCCGCGUUGAUCGCAGAAAAUUGGAACACAUGCUUCUUGGCGACAGUGAUGCACCAGAAUCUGCUGAAUCAUUCUUCCAGAAGGUUAUGGAAGAAACGAAUACCUUCGUCACAUGGCCUUCCCGAUUGAAGAUUGGAGCAAAAUCGAAAAAAGAUCCCCAUAUAAAAGUCGCUGGACGACUUGACGACGUGCAAGUUGCCAAAGAAAAAAUCAUGCAAAUUUUGGACACGAGGCAAAACAAUAGAGUAACAAUGAAAUUGGAUGUGAGUUAUACGGAUCAUUCGCAUAUUAUUGGAAAGGGUGGAUUAACGAUAAAGCGAGUGAUGGAGGAAACAGGUUGCCACAUUCAUUUCCCGGACAGCAACCGCAGUAAUCAUCAGGAGAAGAGCAAUCAAGUCUCCAUAGCAGGAGAAAUGGAAGGCGUCGAGCGGGCUCGAGCUCGAGUUAGGAAUUUGACUCCCUUGAUUUUUUCCUUUGAAUUGCCGAUCAUGGGCGCAUCGCAAGCAGUGCCAGACUCAACGUCGCCUUAUGUGGUGAAGAUUCAGGAACAGUACAAUGUUCAAGUCAUGUUUCGCACACGGCCAAAGUUACAUGCUACUUUAGUGGUUGUGAAGGGAUGUGAAUGGGAGGUUUCUCAAGUGAAGGAGGCCACCGUUCUGCUGAUUCACUACAUGUGCGAGAACUUAGCUAGUCAAAUUCAAGUACAAAUGUCUAUGGAGAUCUCUCCGCAGCAUCACAGCAUUGUGCUAGGAAAGCAAAGUAGUAACUUGAAAAUUAUUAUGCAGCGAACCGCUACACAAAUCAUGUUUCCUGAUGCUGGCGACCCGAAUAUUCCAAGUCUGAAGAAAAGCAACGUUACGAUCACUGGUUCAAUUCAUAAUGUUUACCUAGCUCGCCAACAAUUAGUGGGUUCUUUGCCUCUAGUCCUUAUGUUUGAUCUUCCAGAAGAUUCCGUUUCCUCAGUGGACUCGGAUAAUAUUUCUAACUUGAUGCAAUCAUUAGACGUGUUUAUAAAUGUCCGACACAAGCCAAAACAAAGUGCGCUUUCUGUAAUCAUCAAGGGAAUAGAAAGAAACGCAAGCAAUAUUUACGAGGCAAGAAAGAAACUUCUUGCUCUGGAUGAGCCAAGAGUUCAUGCUGAAAUACCGGCGACUUAUCACACUCCAAAUGCCACUAAUGUUUUUCAAGCAAAUAAUAAUAACAGUACUGGUGGAUUGCACAAUGUGCUCGCUACGGGAUCAGAUAAUUUCUCAAAUAUAUUGACGGUAAAUACACAAAAUCCACCGUAUUGCGUAUCGCCAAUGAUGCAUUCGCCAAGUCCUUUGAGCCUCUCACCACACUGGGGUCUUCCAACAAUUCCUUCAAUGUUCUCACCGCUUCCGGUUCAUCCUAAUCCCUAUGUGGUCUCACACUUGAAUCAUUUAUUAACGACACAACAAAUGAUGGCUAGCAAUUUAAUGUCUCAACAACACGGAAUGUCUGGACAGAAUUUAACGUCAUUGAAUCAGGUUCAUCCCAAUAUACCCAACGUUUUUGCCGGCAUGAAUAACUUAAGUCUGAACGCUAACUCUCUUUCGGAUAACAAAGGAGGUAGUGCUUACUCUUCGUUAAGCAGCGUUUCCAGUUCACUUUCUAGUCCUGCAAUUAGUCCUCGAAACUCAUCACCGGUUAAUCCUGUGGACUCUAACUCUUCUAAUAUAGAUCUGGCAACUUUAUUACAAGAUCUCACUAUGAACGAUCGUCGAGCACCUGGAUGUGAGAAAAAAUCGUUGGAAAUGCAUCAGAAUCUCACGCCUUUUGAUUAUGAGCAAAAAAAAAUGCUUGCAGUCAAGGCCAUGCAAUCGAAACCAAAUCCAACUGACUAUCGUGUUCCAAAUUCUGCCUGGACAGGCUAUGGACUUAGUCAAAGUACUCCUCUGGCACCUGGAGGUGACAUGAACAAAGAUUCAGCUAGUCAUCCAUCAGACUUGUGGAAAGAGCCAACAACUCCUGUUUUCAAUACAGCAAUGGACUUUGGAAUUUCAACAACUAGCGAACGUAGCAAUCAACUCGCAAUGGCUUCUAAUUUCAUGGAUCACACACCUUCGGAACAAAUAAAAAAGAUCACUGGUCAUCAAUAUAGUGACUUGCCAAGCCUUCUGGCUAGUGUGGGUCUUGAAAAAUACAAUCACCUCUUCCAACGUCAAGAAAUUGACAUGGCCACCUUCCCUUCUUUAACGGAAAAGGACCUCAUUGAACUUGGAGUAUCCGCAUGGGGCGCAAGACGUAAAAUCGGCCUCAUGAUAACUGAAAUGAACAAAAGAUCUAGUCCGUUUUCCGGCAGUGCAGCGCCAGGAGCAGAACGAAAAAUUAGUUCUUCCGCAAGUUCGCCGCCAUCGAUCAAGAAUAAUCUCGAUACCAAUUGGUGAUUUUUUUUUUUAAAUCAAAUCUAAUAUAUUUAAUGUGCUUUUCUACAAGCACUGCCAGAUAAUCCCCUCCUCAAAAAAAAAAUUGAAAUUUAAUUCACGAAUUAGUUAUAUGAGGUGCGAAAAAGAAUUAUCUCCAAUGGAGAAAAAAUUGCAUGAUACCUUAAAAAAAAAAAAAAUAGUUUCGCGAAUCGGACGAGUAGAGUUUAUUUUUUUUAAAAAAACGCACAUUUAUUUAUUUUUUUUCUUUCUUUUUUUUUUCUCUCUUUCUCGGUUCCGUAUUCCAAUUUUAGAUUGUAAGGAAAAUGUUUUGAAUUUUUCUCUGUUAAUGUUGUUUCGUUGCCUUGUCGAUCGAUUAGAUAUUUUAGCGUAAAAAGAAAAAAGAAAAGUCGAGUAGACUCGAAAAAUUGUUUAUCGUCUCACGUUGAGAUGUUUAUUUUUUUUUCUCACUGAAAGAUGAAUUCUAUUGAUUUAAAAACUAAAACAAAUAAUGAAAGAAGAAAAUCAAUCAAAUGACGAAACAUCUUGAAGGCGAAAUAAAAAUUCGAGAAUAUUAAUUAACUCUCGUACUUUAAUUAGAUAGUUGUUAUAUCAAUCGACCGAGUUCUGUGUCGUCUUUGUCUGUGAUGAAGGAGGAUGCUAAGGCGUUGAGUGAAAAAAAAUCUCUUGCAAACGCGAAAAAAAAGUAUUUAGAUUGAAAGUUUUGAAAAAGCGUUUGGAGAUUUUAAGCUCUGUACUUGAAUAAUAAAAAAAAAAAGAUGGGCGAGGAGGGUCCCGUUGGCAAAUGCAUUCAGCGAUUUCUCAAAUUUACUAACUGUGCAUAAUUCAGACUAAGCUCGAAAGCGUGGAGACUUUUUUUUUCUUUUUUUUUUUUGCAUUUUAAUAUCCUUUAAAUGACUUUCGUUAAAAAUUUCAAGGACUCGCUGAGAUUUUAACAGUCACUGUUUAAACUUUUUUUUCAACUAGUUAAUUUAAUUAAUUUUUUCUUUUUUUUUAAAUAAUCAAGUUAAAUCUUUGAAGGAAUAAUAACAUAAAUAUAUUAAAACUGACAAUGACAUAUGAGUGACACUUUAAAGAAUAAUUAACUGAAAGAUAAAUUUAAUGAGGAUUAAACUGAGAAUCAGUUUUAGAAAAGAAAUUAACGUUUUCGAGUUUUAAUAAAAUAAGUUAUAUUAUUAUAUAUGUAUAAAAAAAAGUAUUUAUUGCCGGUGAAAACGCUGAAUGCACGCCGACCAAAGGAAAAUGUAGAUUAAAAUGAAGAAAAAAAACAAUUAUUGUCGGCACCGUGAUAUAUAAAUUUUUUCUGGUCGCAAAAUCGAUGAUUUCAGCACAUUUUUAACGAAAGCCCUGAAGCUCGUUGCCAGGUGGAAAAAAAGUGGUUUCAAAAUAUCGAUAUUUGUAAAUGAGUCGUUUAUAGACGACUAAAUCUACAAACUUAAUCAGAGACUAAGUAGUUUCUUUUACGAGUAAUACGAAUCGCGCGAAAAUAAUGCAAAAAUAUAUAUUUCUUUUUUUUUUUUGAGAGCAGAACUUUUCGUGCGUUAUAAAUUAUUUUGGUUUUAAACCUUUUUUUUUCUUUUUUUUUCUGGCACUUGUAUACGCUUAAACUAAUAAUAAUGGCACUGAUCUUAAAAUUUUUCGCUCAUUUUCUAAAUUCGAAAUAUUAUUGAAAGAAAAAUAUUUUUAAAAAAUAUAUAGAAAAUAUUUGUCGAUAAAAUAUUUUUCCACAUUUUUUUUUUUAAUAUUUCGAUUUAAAUGAAAAAAUCGUUUUUGAUUUUUUAUUUUUCCCAAUUUUCAAGAGAAAAAUUAAAAAUCACGUUUUUUUCAUAAGCGUAAAUAAAAUGCGAAUGGUUUGUUAUAUUCUACAAAACUCUUAUUCAAUAAUUUAUUCGUUAUUGAAUUUUGUUUUUAGAAUAUCAGUUUGCAUUUUUUUUUUUAAUUAAAAAUUUUAUGAUCAGUUAAUUGCCUGAGAUUUAUAAGAGAAAAAAAAUCAAGGGAUACAUUAAUAGUAAAAGCUUUCAAGUGCCUAGCAAACGAUUUUAUUGCUAAGAAUUGAUGACUAAACUUAUAAAGUUUUAAGCAUAAAUUAUUUCUUGUUAAAUAUAAAAAUAAGCCGAGUCGCGUGCUAAGUAAUUAAAAAUGUGCCUGUGUAUAAGUCUCUACUGAUGUUAUCUUUGUUGCUAUAGUUCAGUAAUGAUUUGUUAAUUAAGUAGGUCAAGUGUUAAAAAAAAAAUUAAUUCGUUCAUUUAAAAAUUGGACGUAAUACAAAAAAAAAUAAUCUUCUCAGAGAUGUGAAUUUAAAAUUUUGCCGAAAAAGAAAAAUUCGAUUCCAUUACGAUAUCUUCAAUUUUUCAUUAUUUUUAGCAAAAUUUUAAUUCACAAUUCUCCGCAAGAUUUUUUUUUUUUUUUGUGAAAAUAUUUCCAACCUUUUUUUCAUAAAAGUGCAAAGCACUAGAAAUACAAAAAAUAUAUAUAGAUUUUUCUUGUGGAUAAUAAAUUCAAAUUGCAAAAGCGAAUAAAUAAAAAAGCAAGAAUAACUCCUUAAAAAAAAAAAAAUUCUCCUCCAAAAAAUAAAAAUUUUCGAAAUAGUUUUUCUUAUCUGCUUUGUAAUCGAUGCGCAGAGAUUUUUUCCCGAAAUUUUUUUUUUCAUCCCUCCCUUUUUUUUGUGCAUGCGAGAAAAUAAAAAGAUAUCCACUAUCGUAUUCUUUAGACGGUUGCAAAUUAAAUAUCUUAUAAGAUGGGUUUCGAAUUCAAGAAAGUCCUUAAUGUUCCUAUUAUAUCGUAUAAAAAAAGUAAUAAGCGUAUGUUAGUGAUUUAUUUGUUAAAGAAAAAUAAAAAUUUGCAAUGAAAAUGCAAGUGAUAAAUUCGAGCUAGUUAAUAAAGAACUUGGCUGCUAUCGCGAGAUUAAUUAAAUUAAUUUUUGCAACAAUCGGGGCUAUAGGAAAAAAAGUGAUUAAACUCGGUGAAAAAAAACGGGUUUUUUUUUAAAAAAUUCUUUUUUUCUUUAAAUAUUACCCCUAUGACAUUUUUUGCGACUGGCAAAUAACAUGACAUACCUCUCUCUUUAUCAGAAAAAUGCAUCGGCCCCUCGGUGCGCGGCCAUAAAAAAUGAAAAUAAAAUAGUUCCAAGCAUUGCUCAUAAAUGACUGUUAUAUCGAUUCGAUAUCGAUGGAACCACAAAAAAAUGAUGAAAAGUCCAUUUUCGAUCUGGAAUUUUUUUUUUUUUUUUUGUCGUCCAGAAAGAGACUUUUCAUUUAUAUUUAUAAAAGCAAAAUUGCUUGCAUUUCCUAUGGGGGAUUGUUGAGAUAAAGUGGAAAAAAUGACGAGAUAAUAAAUAUUAAAGUCGACGAUUCACGAUAUCGUAAAAAUUGUGUCAAGUUUUUACGAUUUCACCUUUUUUUUUUUUUGUUGUAAAAAAAGUAUUUUGAAUAAAAAAAAAAAUAGAAAGUUGAAUCGAAAAAUCGACAAAAAUUCUUGUUUCAUUUUUAUCGACUCUUAUUCAAUAGAGAGGAAUUGCUCACAGAACGACUCACGUAAUGGAAAUGAAGUUGAAAUACAAAAAAAUAAACUGAUUUAUGUAAUACGAAACGCAAAAAGUAAUAAGGUUUGAUAAAUUAAGAGAGUUUGGAUAAUAAAAAAAUUGCGUUCAAAGGAACGCAACAUAAUCAGACUGACCGGACAGGCUUCUAUUAGAGCUUCCUGAUUAAUUACUUAAUUAUCUUUUGCAUCGUUAGUUUUUAAAAAAGCGAAUCUUAUUUUGCCCAGUCGCGGAAAUAAUCAAUUUAAAAAAAAAUAUUCAGAAAAUCGAUAAAUAAAAAAUUGAAAUUAUAAUAUGAAUAAAAUUCGCUGAUUUAAUUAUAACAAGUAUUCCAUAAAUCUAUUUUCAAUAUUUUUUUUUCUAUUUGCGUUGUCUAGUCUCUGCAUUGAAAAUAGCUAAUGCGAGCGAUUAAGUUCUCCCCCCUAAAAAAAAAAAACAAUUGUACGAAUAAAUAAAUUUUAAGGUAAAGCGCCCCCGAAAGCCAACAUUGUGAAGAAUUGUAUUAUAACCAACAUUCCACGCAAUAACGAUUAUAGGAAUGGAUAUUGUAAAUUUUUAUGAGUCGAGAGAUACACUAAUUUAAAUGUACUUUUGUGUAAUUUUUUUUCCUUUUUUUUGUACUAUUACCGAUUAUAUUAUAAUAUAUAUACGAUACUAAUCAAGGGACGUACCCGCCCAUCUAGGUGCAACUAGUAAUAUAUUAUAUAAUAAAUAAUAGUUAUAUCUAAGCAGCGGUAUACGUUUUAUAAUAGUGCAGCAUGAUAUUUUUAUAUGAUAUAUUAUACACAAUGUAAUAUUUUGAUAAACUGCAGAUCUACUCUGAAUUGAUUUAUUAUUAUUGUUUGUUUGAAAAAUAAAUUUAAAAAAAAUUCAUUAUUGAAAGCCUUGAGCAAAGAUGUAUUGAGAGAAUUAAAAAAAAAAAAUUUUGUAUUGCUACUUUUUAAUAAAAAGUCUUUGCACGCCCUAUUAGAAAA